Messenger RNA from Brassica napus (rape), 1126 nucleotides. RefSeq lists its product as uncharacterized. Bases 540 to 890 code for a protein of 116 amino acids. The record is from RefSeq and is a predicted model, not a curated record. The transcript has a single exon. NCBI's taxonomy places the organism in Eukaryota, Viridiplantae, Streptophyta, Magnoliopsida, Brassicales, Brassicaceae.
UGAUUAGGAACAAAGAGUAAUACCGACAUAAUUUUGAAAGAAACUAUGAUAAAAUAAAUAAGACAAAGAGUGUAGCAAUCAGACAUCAGCGUUUUAAUGAAUGUUUCAUAAUUAUAUUUAUAUUUGUUUGAAAAUAUUAUAGCCAUUUGUUCCACUAUGAACUCCAGUCGUAUCAACUUGUUCCUAUAUUUAAAAGAAAAAAUUCUAUGGUGUCUUUGAUGGUUAUUUCAACAACAAAAAUCAAAGAAGUUGUAGUCUUGUAGAUAUCAACGGAGAGUAGGUAUAUUACAAACGUGCUGCGUUCAACAUAUUUCUCCAAUCCAGCUUUAGUGAAUUAAAUCUGAGGGGGGUUUGUCUGGCAUCUUGAAACCUUCCAACUCGAUCAGAGGCUAACAGUUGAGAAAAGGACUAAAAUCUUAUUGGGCCUGUUGGGAUUCAAAAGCCUAAAUCUUUAGAAAACCCUUUCUCUCUCUCUUCGAUUAGCCCCCCCCCCCCCCCCCCCCCCCCCCCCGGCGUAUCUCUCGUUCAUUUGAUACACAAUGGCUUCGUCUGCACCGCAGGGAUCUAUUGAUCCUCUCACCGGUAAAGAUCCGGCGAAAGCGUUGACCGCCGUAGCGUCUGGAUUUUUCGAGAAUGUGAAGAAAAACAAGCAAAGCUUCUUCCAGUUCGCCGCCAUGACUGGGAUCUUGCUUCUGAGCUUCCGAUCCGUAAGCCAGAAGUACCGAAUCCACGAUCUGGAGGAAGACACGGCUGUUCUCAAGAAGGAGAGCGAUACUUUGACGGAUCGUAUGAGUAAAAUCAAGAGCGAGCUUCUGCAUCAAGCGUCCAUCGACUCUUCCGGCGUCUUUGCUGCUCGACUCCGUCUACUUUUCGGCGAGGAUAAAAAGUGACCGGAGAUUGAAUUUAGUUUGAAGUCAACGAGGUUACGGUCAUGCGAUGUUAUGUUAUAGGUCUAUACAGAUGUCUCUGUCUUUGUCAGGAAUUUAGCGAAUGAAUAAGUACGGUUUGCAAGGUGAUGUGAUUCAGACAAUGGAGUAUCGUUUUGAUUUUGUGUGAAAUCGUGCUUGGUGUUUAUGUUUAUGAACGGUUAGGUUUUGCAGAUUUGUAUGAGGCAUUUCAUCGAACA